CCCGGCGCCUCGGUGUAGGCUCCAUUCAGUGGCGGGUUCUGCGGUGGACGCAGCUCCGGCGGGCGGGCGCUGUUCUCGCUCAGUAGGAACAGGUCCUCGGCCGGCAUCGCUCAGCGGGCAGCAGCCGCAGGAGGAGGUGCUCCGGAGCACGGAGGAUGCUGUCCCGACUGCGCGCCGCCGCGGCGCCCUGCGCGAUGGCGCGGCGCAGCCUGCACACCAAGGAGAAGGGCAAGCCGCUGAUGCUCAACCCGCGCACCAACAAGGGCAUGGCCUUCACCCUGCACGAGCGACAGAUGCUUGGGCUGCAGGGCCUCCUGCCUCCCAAAAUAGAGACACAGGACAUCCAAGCCUUACGCUUCCACAAGAACCUGGCAAAAAUGACUGAUCCCCUGGAGAAGUAUAUCUACAUCAUGGGCAUCCAGGAGAGGAACGAGAAGCUGUUCUACAGGGUGCUGCAGGACGACAUUGAGCGGCUGAUGCCCAUCGUGUACACUCCCACCGUGGGCCUGGCCUGCUCCCAGUACGGACACAUCUUCAGGAGACCAAAGGGAUUGUUUAUUUCCAUCUCAGACAGAGGCCACAUAAGGUCAAUUGUGAACAACUGGCCAGAGAACGACGUUAAGGCUGUUGUCGUCACUGAUGGAGAAAGAAUAUUGGGUCUGGGAGACCUGGGGGUGUACGGGAUGGGAAUUCCAGUGGGAAAGCUGUGUUUGUACACAGCCUGUGCAGGGAUACAUCCAGAUAAAUGCCUGCCUGUGUGCAUCGACGUUGGGACUGAUAACAUGACCCUGCUGAAGGACCCCUUCUACAUGGGGCUGUACCAGAAGAGGGAUCGCUCGCAGGUCUACGAUGACCUGAUCGAUGAGUUCAUGGAGGCCAUCACAGACAGGUACGGCCAGAACACGCUCAUCCAGUUUGAGGACUUUGGGAACCACAAUGCUUUCCGGUUCCUGAGGAAGUACAGAGAGAAGUACUGCACCUUCAAUGACGACAUCCAGGGGACAGCCUCGGUGGCCUUGGCAGGACUGCUGGCAGCCCAGAAAGCCACUGGGAAACCGCUCACAGACCAGAGAGUGCUGUUCCUUGGAGCGGGAGAGGCCGCCCUGGGAAUCGCCAACCUCAUCGUCAUGGCCAUGAUGGAGAGCGGUGUUUCCCAGGAGGAGGCCUCCAGGAGCAUAUGGAUGUUUGACAAGCAUGGCCUGCUGGUCCAGGGCCGAGAGCAGAGGGUGGAUUCCCACCAGGAGCCAUUUGCACACAAGGCCCCCGAGCACAUACCAAAGACGUUUGUGGAGGCAGUGGAUGAACUUCGGCCUUCUGCUAUCAUCGGAGUGGCUGGGGCAGGGCGUCUCUUCACCCAGGACGUGCUCAGAGCCAUGGCUGCCAUCAACGAGCGACCCAUCAUAUUUGCCCUGAGCAACCCCACGGCCAAGGCCGAGUGCACGGCGGAGGAGGCCUACACGCUGACAGAGGGCCGGUGCCUGUUUGCCAGCGGCAGCCCCUUCGAGCUGGUCACUCUGAAGGAUGGGAGGACCUUCAAACCAGGCCAAGGAAACAACGCUUACAUCUUCCCAGGCGUGGCUCUGGCUGUGAUCCUCAGCAGCGUCCGGCACAUCAGCGAUAAGGUUUUCCUGGAGGCUGCCAAGGCAUUGGCAGAACAGUUGACAGAUGAAGAGCUUGCACAAGGAAGACUUUAUCCUCCACUGUCCAAUAUCAGGGAAGUUUCUAUUUAUAUUGCUGUCAAGGUGAUGGAGUUCCUGUAUGCCAACAACAUGGCCUUCCACUACCCCGAGCCGGCCGACAAGAACCGCUACAUCCGCUCCAAGGUCUGGAGCUACGAGUACGAGUCCUUCAUGCCCGACGUGUACGACUGGCCCGAGUCCAAGGUGCACUGACGCAGCCCCGCGCCCGCUCCUCAGGCAGCGCCGCUACUCUGCAGGGAUCCCCUCCCUCCUCUGACCAACUGUAAUCAUGAUCUUUGACUCCUCUAAUUUAUUUGCGCUCAUUUCGUUGCCUUUUUUUUUUGUUUUCCCCCCUCACACCCUGUUUUUCACCUGAUUUCUCCCAAGUACCUGAUAAACUGUACGGAUGACGGCAUCUGCCACAGGGAUGAGAGAGCCCUCCAAAGUUAAUUUAAACAAUAACAUUGCAUUUCUAGCCUAGAGCCAGCACCACACCGGAGAAUUCCAUUAGUGAUAUUUUAACUACAUGCAUUUGAUGAUAAACUGUAGCUCUCUCAUCACUGCUGAUCUCCAGAAUUAUUUAUUUCUGCCUUUAAUAAUCAGUCUUCUAAUUGUCCUAGUGUUGUCACACUGCAUUAGCUGUGACAUCAAGGGAGACCACUAGUAGGAAAAACAACAGGGCAGUUAAAGACAGCUGUGAGAGUCUGAUGGGCCUUCUGUUUUGUUUAAUGUUUAAAGAUGCCCAUGUCCAGACAUCCUUGUGGCAUUGGCUGCUGUUUCCUUGAGGAGCAGCGAGAUGUACAUGUGUGGAGUCUGCAGCAAAGUUUGCAGCUUUGUUUUCAUCACUCCGUGAAAUCUGUUCUCAGGAAAAAUGUGAGCUAGUUCAAAUUGGCCUUGGGAAGCUGAAAAUAAUACUGAUCACUUAAUAGCUUUUAAAAACUGUCAAAGAAUAAAUUUUAUUGGGUAGAGGUAGAACCUGAAGUAAUUUAUGGAAAUCUUUUUAGAGAUUUUACUAGGAGAUUUUAAGCAAUGGACUGCAAAAUGAUGUACCAAAGGAUCUUUAUUUUAAAAAAUUUUUAAUUUUUUUCAAGAUUCUGUUUCAUUUAAGCCAGGUUGUUUUCUCCCUUGUUCUGGCAAGAAGACUGGUGUGUGAUGUUUUAUGACACUGCUGACUCGAAAGCUCCAGAGUGGGCUCAGUUGGAAGCAGCACCCCGUGGGCAGUGCUGGUUCCGAGUGCUGGCAGGCUGGAGCAGGAGUGUUGUCAGGCAGCUGUUCACACGAGUCUGCUGGGCGUCCCCUGGGGCCGCGGUCCCGCUCGCUCUGUCAGCGUGAGUGCUGGACCCAAAGGUGCAGUGCUGCCCACUGCCCUGACAGGCCUGCUUUGGCAGGGUCCCUGUGUGACAGCAGGAGCUCCCAGCCGAGUUUUUCCCGGCCAGGGGUAGUGCUGCACGUUUGUAGCCACAGUGUAGCCUCCCCCCCGCUGCCUCGGAGCGAGGCCGAAGGGCCCUGGUCACUGCACGGGGACAGGCAGGGACAGCCAGGGGUGUCACAGCCUGUGGCUGCCCCUUGUGUGCCACAGCCACUUGCCAGGAGCAGAAACAAGGAUACCAGGCUGCUCCAGUUUGCUGCAGCAAGGCAGGAGAAGGGCAGGAGUAAAUAAAUAGAUGGAUGUGCCAGCAGGGCUGCCCUGGCAGGCAUCAUCCAGAGAGAUAAAGCAAAGCUUGCUCAGGAUUUACCCCUGGCAAGCACUGCCCUCCUGUCCUCAGUUACACAGGAAAACGCAGUCUCCACAGAACAGGCCAGACCAGAGCAGGGAGAAUGGUCUAGUACCCCCUCAGGCACCUACAGCCUGAUCUCUGGCUCUAAAGUUGUAUUCCUACAAAGAACAGUAAACCCUGGGAAGAUGCUGCCUGUGUGGGCAAAGAAGACUGAUUAUAUAAACACAGAAAAGAGUGAUGUGGGGAAAAAACCGUGGUGUUCAAGCUGUGGUAAAGUGUUGUGUGGUGGGGCUCGAAGUGCUUCACUGCUGAGUGCUGACAUGCACAUGGGCAGGAGCUUGCACUUGCAAGUGAAUGUACAAAAGACACCAACACACACACACACACGCAUAGGAUGUUUUUACAAAGAGUGCUUUUUUCAUCUAUUUUUGCUAUGCCUUGUUUGUAUCGUAUUUAAAUUAGUGAUCUUACUGAAAAAGAAAUUAUUUAUUCAAUGUAUGAAUUAUUUUUGCCUUCUGAAAAUCCAGCUCUAUCUGAAGCCUGUUGUAUUGUGCCAGUGGAGUUCUGCACCACUGGAUUCCGGAGUGCUGGGAACACAGGCUUCCUCCCUCCUGCCAGCAGCCGGUUAGACAGACGAGUGACAGAGACACCCAAAAUGCACUGAUCUCAUGGCCCAGCCGAGAGUGAUCACAGAGGCGGGGGAUCCACUCCCCGGCUCUGCCUUAGGAAGCAGGGAUCCACCCCUUCAGCCUGCUUGUUUUGUUCCCAGAACUGCCGCUGCUGUCCACAGCCAGUGCCCUUGGCGCUCAGGAAGAGCCGUGGCCUGGCGGCAGCAGAGCCCUGCGGUGGGCAGGAGCGAUCCCUGCCCCGCUCCGGCUCAGGAGGACGGUGCUCCGAGCAGCCCUCGCCCGCCCUGGCACCGCCUCCCCGCUGUCCCGGCAGGUACCGCAGGCCCUGCUAGAGCCGCCCGGCAGCGGGAUUUCCCCAGCACAAACGCUCCUGCUCAGUGAUUCUGGAAAUGCUCUGCAGGGGAGAGGGAGCGGCAGUCCCCGGCAGAGCUGUCAGGAGCAGCCCCGGGCUGUGCUGGAGGUGUGGCUGGCUCUGUCCCCUGUCCCGCUGGGAGGUGCCAGCCAGACCUGAGCCAGCACGGCCUCCUGGGCUCUGUCUGCCAGGCUCUGGGGAUCCUCUGCAGCUUGCAGUGUGGACGUGGGGGGAUUUUCCCUUCCACAUGCAGCCGUUGUUUCCUGUUGGCAACAGGUAACCUGUCAGCUCACAGAGUUUUAAGUCCAUUUCACUCUCUUUCAUUUUCUCCAGAAUUAAUUUUUUUUCUUACAUAGGAUUUUAAGAUACAUAGAUUCAUGUUCAGUUUUCCUUCAGGUACAAUUAAUCCUUGAACUAAUUACAACUGCUAAUCUUGCUGGCUAGUAAGGAACCAGUUUCCUUUUUCAUAUUCUACUUAACACGAUUUUUUCUGUUUGCUGGUUUAUUCAAAAUAUUUACCACUCUUUAUCUGUACAGAAAAUUCUCUUAGACAGUAAGCAAAGGGAAACAGGUGUCACCAGGAUGCAUUUUGUCAAGUUACAUAGUGUAAGUUAAAAAAUACGUCACCUAAAGGACCACCAGUGUUGUAGCUUGUCACACAGCCCCUGUGACUUGCCCUCCAAAUGAUUUUGUAAAAGGCUGUCUUCCGUGUCUCCUUGGGGUAUGCAGAGCCCUUCUGGGAGGAUCAGGAACUUGGCUGAGGUCAGUCUUCCAGGAUUUGUCCAAUCCUUGCUUCCUUAAAAUCAGGAGCAGGACUGAGCCUCUUGGCAGCAACCUGUAGGAGUGUUCAGGGGAGAGUAAAGGUAUCUAAUGAAGCACAGCCUUUCUUCAUAAAAUACCUUGGUUUUGUUCAAAGGCGUUGCGAAGGUUUGCGUGUUCCUGAAGCCUCUGCCCAGCUGCCAACGUGACAUGUAGAGGGAAAGGAUUAAAAUGUUGUGUCUGAUACAUUUUAAACCCCCAGUGUGACGCCUAGCACAAGUUCUCGGUUACAUUUGUGGACAGUGAUGCAUCCUGAUCUGUUGUGUUCGUUUUCCAAGCUUCAAACCAAGUGACACUUUACCUGCAGAGUGGUGUGUAACAGGUUUCCUGUGGUCGGUGCGUGUCUUCCUCUUGUACUGUUGUUUCCAGCACGCUGUUUUACGGGGAUAAAGUAACUCUGUCACACUCCUCUGGUAGUACCUGCCAAGAUGAAUGAUACACCUUUUAGUUUCUCGUUAGCAGCCCUCCGUGGUGACUGUUCCUGUGGGAGAGUGGGGAUCACUAUUGUACAGCUCCCACCCAGGUUUUAGUUCAGCUGACUCCGGCCCCGGCAGUCCCGGCUGGUUUGGUUUGGCUGCAGAGGGGCAGAGCUGAGCUCCUCUGCAGUCCCGCAGAGCUGUGUGUGGCUCAGAUCAGAGUGAGAGCAGCUGGGGCUGGCUGCAGAGGGGCACAGCUGAGCUCCUCUGCAGUCCCGCACAGCCGAGCCCCUCUGCAGUCCCGCACAGCUGAGCUCCUCUGCAGUCCCGCACAGCCGAGCCCCUCUGCAGUCCCGCAGAGCCGAGCCCCUCUGCAGUCCCGCACAGCUGAGCUCCUGCAGUCCCGCACAGCCGAGCCCCUCUGCAGUCCCGCAGAGCCGAGCCCCUCUGCAGUCCCGCACAGCCGAGCCCCUCUGCAGUCCCGCACAGCCGAGCCCCUCUGCAGUCCCGCACAGCUGAGCUCCUGCAGUCCCACAGAGCCGAGCCCCUCUGCAGUCCCGCACAGCUGAGCUCCUGCAGUCCCGCAGAGCCGAGCCCCUCUGCAGUCCCGCAGAGCUGAGCCCCUCUGCAGUCCCGCACAGCCGAGCUCCUGCAGUCCCGCAGAGCCGAGCCCCUCUGCAGUCCCGCACAGCCGAGCCCCUCUGCAGUCCCGCAGAGCCGAGCCCCUCUGCAGUCCCGCACAGCCGAGCUCCUGCAGUCCCGCAGAGCUGAGCCCCUCUGCAGUCCCGCACAGCCGAGCCCCUCUGCAGUCCCGCAGAGCUGUCUGCAGCCGAGAUGAGUGUGAGAGCAGCCGGGGCUGCAGUCUCACUGCCGGUGCUUCCAGCUGGACAAGCCACCGCCGUUUCUGCCCUCGGGACGAUCGGAAUGCUGCCCCGUUCGUACCAGCCACGGGCGGCAGGCAGGGACUGCUGUUACACGGGAGGAGGAAAUGCCGAGCAAAGCUCUGCUGCACUGGCCUGGCAGCUGAAUUUGGGCAAAGCCACUCAGCUGCUGCUGCUGAGGGCACGCCUGACUAACCGUCUGUGGGCCUGCCUGCCCUGCGUGCUCCCGUGGGACGAUCCAGCACGGCUCCCAGCGCUUCCCUCCGCCCUCCCGCUCUCCGUGGGGAUGGCAGGACCCGCCCGUGGCACCGGGGCCGUGGCUGCAGCUGGAGGAGGAGGUUUGUCACCAGGUCCCGAGCUGGCAGGUGGUGCUCCCCAAACUCAGGCUGGCCCAGACUGAGCUCAGCUCUCCACCUACCAUCGGCUUCGGCUCAUCCGUUCUUCAGCCAGAUCCUUCCUCAUGGGAAUAAAAAUACUCUUAGGACUAAAGAUGGCUGCCUUGUCAACAAAACAGCAAAAUAACCUGCAUUUAUUUCUAUCUUAAACAUAUCUACCUUAUGCAAAUCAAUGUGAGCCUGCUGGGGCGCCUGUGAGAACAGUUCCAGCCUGAUCUGUGUGGGGUUGGCUGUGCCUGGGAGGGUCAUUGCUCAGCUGAAACUAAAACUGUGUGUAAAAUGUGAAGUGGUUGGGGUUUCUUCCUACUUUAUAACGUUGUAACUCUAUUGAAAUGUGUGUUCUAGUCUUCUAUUUUCUUAGUAAAAUGCAUUCCCUUUGCCUAA
Messenger RNA from Haemorhous mexicanus (house finch), 7273 nucleotides. It is a transcript of the gene ME2, whose product is annotated as malic enzyme 2. Gene Ontology annotation, biological process: malate metabolic process; pyruvate metabolic process. The record is from RefSeq and is a predicted model, not a curated record. Gene Ontology annotation, cellular component: mitochondrion. NCBI's taxonomy places the organism in Eukaryota, Metazoa, Chordata, Aves, Passeriformes, Fringillidae. The coding region runs from base 156 to 1892 and encodes 578 amino acids. Gene Ontology annotation, molecular function: NAD binding; malate dehydrogenase (decarboxylating) (NAD+) activity; malate dehydrogenase (decarboxylating) (NADP+) activity. The transcript is spliced from 16 exons.